Messenger RNA from Populus nigra (black poplar), 1511 nucleotides. RefSeq names its product delta(12)-fatty-acid desaturase FAD2. Lineage: Eukaryota; Viridiplantae; Streptophyta; Magnoliopsida; Malpighiales; Salicaceae. The record is from RefSeq and is a predicted model, not a curated record. Gene Ontology annotation, biological process: lipid metabolic process. The coding region runs from base 145 to 1302 and encodes 385 amino acids. Gene Ontology annotation, molecular function: oxidoreductase activity, acting on paired donors, with oxidation of a pair of donors resulting in the reduction of molecular oxygen to two molecules of water. The transcript is spliced from 2 exons.
AACGUUCUUCGCUCAAGGGGUCGGCUAUUUGUAGAGAGGAUUUUGAGGCGAGGAGAGAGAGAGAGAGAGAGAGAGAGAGAGAGAGAGAGGGGCUUUGACAGAAGGAGAACCACUCCCUUUCUCUUUUUAUCAGGUCGUGAAACAAUGGGUGCUGGUGGCAGAAUGUCUCCUCCUUAUUCCCCGGGGAAGGUGGAAUCUCAUGUCUUGAAGCGAGCUCCUGACUCGAAGCCACCAUUCACGCUCGGGCAGCUCAAGAAAGCCAUUCCACCGCAUUGCUUCCGGCGUUCUGUUCUUCGCUCAUUCUCAUACGUUGUUUAUGACCUGAUCAUUGCCUCUCUCUUUUAUUACGUUGCUACCAAUUACUUCCACCUCCUUCCUCACCCUCUCUCUUAUGUGGCCUGGCCGAUUUAUUGUGCUGUCCAGGGAUGUGUCCUAACUGGCGUUUGGGUCUUGGCUCAUGAGUGUGGUCAUCAUGCCUUUAGUGACUAUCAAUGGCUCGAUGACAUCGUUGGUCUUAUCCUCCACUCUUGUCUCCUUGUCCCUUAUUUUUCAUGGAAACACAGCCAUCGCCGCCAUCAUUCCAACACGGGCUCUUUGGAGAGGGAUGAAGUUUUUGUCCCCAAACAGAAAUCUUCUAUCUCCUGGUUCUCCAAAUACCUCAACAACCCACCAGGUCGUUUUCUCACUAUUACCAUCACGCUUACUCUCGGCUGGCCUCUUUACCUAGCAUGCAAUGUUUCAGGCAGGCCUUAUGACAGGUUUGCCUGCCACUACGAUCCAUAUGGCCCUAUCUUCAAUGAUCGUGAGCGUGCGGAGAUAUAUAUUUCCGAUGCUGGUGUUCUUGCUGUCACUUAUGGGCUCUACCGCCUUGCAGUCGCAAAGGGGCUUGCUUGGGUUCUUUGUGUCUAUGGAGGACCAUUACUUGUGGUGAAUGCGUUUCUUGUUCUGAUCACAUAUUUGCAGCACACUCACGUCGCUUUGCCACAUUAUGAUUCUUCGGAGUGGGACUGGUUGAGAGGAGCUCUAGCAACUGUUGAUAGAGAUUAUGGAAUCUUGAACAAGGUUUUCCAUAACAUAACAGACACUCAUGUAGCUCACCAUUUGUUCUCAACGAUGCCACACUAUCACGCCAUGGAGGCUACCAAGGCAAUAAAACCAAUUUUGGGAGAAUACUACCAAUUCGACGGAACUCCAUUCUACAAGGCAAUGUGGAGAGAGGGCAAGGAGUGUAUUUAUGUUCAGCAAGACGAAGGUAAGCCGAAGAGCAAAGGUGUCUAUUGGUACUCGAACAAAUUUGAUUGAAAAUGUCAUCACGAAUGCAUCAGGGAAGUUUCAUUUUCCUGUUAUAGGAAUCUAGCUUCCCUUUCUUCAUGGCUUAGGGAGCAUCGAAUCUUAGAGCUGUUCUUCCUUCCGAAUAAUUGUCAGCUAUUUGAAGGUCCAGUUUGUAUUAGUUGCUGUUAAUUAAAACCUUGGUUUUAAUGUUGGCAAACAAACAUUAUUUCUUACAAAAA